AUGAAUUCAAGGGAAGAGUGCAAGGCCCUCAUCAUGGACAAGGAGGCCGAGCUUGGAGAGAUGCAUGCUACUAAGGAAUUGAAGGAGAAAAAGGCUCAAGAGAAGACUGGAAGUACAUUGUUACACGCCCUAGUGGAGGUGAAGGAACCUGAAGUGUUGGAAAAGAUGCCUUCCUACAUGGCCUAUUUGAAAAGCGUACUUUCAGAGAAGAAGGCCUUAAAGGGAGAUGAAACUGUGGUGCUGACCAAAGAGUGUAGUGCGCUGGUGCAGAAAAAGCUACCUCAGAAGAUGCCAGAUCCCGGGAGUUUCCUGAUUCCUUGUACCAUAGGGACCAUUACAUUUGAAAAGGCAUUGUGCGAUCUUGGAUCAAGCAUAAAUCUAAUGCCUCUCUCUGUGAUGAAAAAGCUAGGGAUCCAAGAGGCGCAGCCCACAAGGAUCUCACUGGAGAUGGCAGACAAGUCCCAGAAGCGGGCAUAUGGAUUGGUAGAGAAUGUCCUAGUAAAGGUUGAAGACCUUUACCUCCCUGUAGACUUCGUGAUACUUGAUAGGGAGAGGAGAUGGAUGACUCCAUCAUCCUAG
Messenger RNA from Arachis stenosperma, 579 nucleotides. RefSeq lists its product as uncharacterized. Bases 1 to 579 code for a protein of 192 amino acids. The transcript has 2 exons. NCBI's taxonomy places the organism in Eukaryota, Viridiplantae, Streptophyta, Magnoliopsida, Fabales, Fabaceae. The record is from RefSeq and is a predicted model, not a curated record.